This is a messenger RNA of Sipha flava (yellow sugarcane aphid), 2118 nucleotides long. RefSeq names its product bile salt-activated lipase-like. The record is from RefSeq and is a predicted model, not a curated record. NCBI's taxonomy places the organism in Eukaryota, Metazoa, Arthropoda, Insecta, Hemiptera, Aphididae. Bases 177 to 1865 code for a protein of 562 amino acids. The transcript is spliced from 11 exons.
GAACAACUAUGUAACGUAUGUGAUAUACAUAUAUGGUAUUUUAGUCUCUGUGCAAUAUACAUUUUACCGUAACCGCCGGUUUAGUAUACUACCUAGUGCUUGGGUAUUCAAUAUUUUUUAAUUAUAAAAUAUAAUGCGUGUUAAUGCAUGAAUAAUUGAACGAAAAACGGUACAUCAUGUCGGAAAUAUUGUCGCGAGCACUUUUCAGAUUGGGUUUCGUAGCCAAUAUCGCGUUCAACAAGCUGAUUGGAUUUUUGUCCAGGAAUGUUCCUAGAAAUAAAAUGAAAGUGACCAUAGAACAAGGUACUCUGCAGGGACUUCAAUACAAUACGAAAUUGUCGUACAAACCUUAUGUCAGCUUUCUGGGCAUACCAUACGCUAAACCACCAAUUGACGAUUUACGAUUUAAGCCUCCUGUCAAACACCCAGGAUGGUCUGGUGUCUUGAAUGCUUUUUCGGAAGGGGAAAAAUGUCUGCAGUUCGACAUAUUAACAAAUAGGAUCGUUGGAAGUGAAAACUGUUUGUACCUAAACAUAUUCGUCCCACAGGACGAACUUAAUGAAAAAUUAGCUGUUAUGCUGUUCAUACACGGAGGAGCGUUUAACUUUGGAUCCGCAUCACUAAACCAGUACUGCCCUGAUUAUUUGCUCGACGAAAAUGUGAUCGUAGUCACAAUCAAUUAUCGUUUGAAUGUCCUAGGAUUUCUGAACUUAGACGUUGAUGAAUGUCCAGGCAAUAUGGGCCUUAAAGACCAACUUUUUGCUAUUAAGUGGGUUAAGAACAACAUAUCCGCGUUCGGAGGCGAUACCGACAAUAUAACUAUUUUUGGCGAAAGCGCGGGAUCAGCGUCUGUACACUGCCAUUUGUUAUCUCCACAAUCAUUGGGAUUAUUUCAAAAAGCAAUUAUGCAGAGUGGAUGUAUUUUUAACUCGUGGUCUUUUAAUGAAAAUCACAGAGAAACUGCAUUUAAAUUUGCAAAAAAUGUGGGUUGUUUAAAAGAUGACCCUAAAGAAAUAUUACAAUAUUUAUUAAAAAUGCCAGCCAUUGAUUUAAUCAAGGGUACUAAGUUUGGGGAUGAUGACAAUUUUCCAGAUUUCCAAUUUGUUCCGUCUGUUGAAAGUAACGAAGUUACCGAAAAGUUUUUAUCAGCUCAUCCUCAGACUUUAGUUGAAAAAGCUGCUCGAGUACCAAUAAUUACAGGAGUGAAUCAAAUGGAAGGAUUAGUUCUUUUUGUAGAACAUAAUAUGAAAAGAUUUGUAGAUUUUCACAAAUCCAACGAAAUCAACAAAUUAUUCAAAAAUCAAUACAGUGAAGAAAUUAUUAAUAAAAUUAGGAAAUUUUACUUCGACGAAGUUAAUAUGGAGUGUGAAAUAACUAGAUUGGAAAACAUAUGUCACUUGUACAGCGACGCAUAUUUUAUUAGAGACUUCCAUGGCAGUUAUGAAUAUCUUCUGAAAGACGGCAGUACACCGGUAUACAAUUAUGAAUUUAAGUUUGACGGGGAGAUUAAUCUUUGCAAGCAUCUUAUCUUCAAUUCAAGACCAUCACUGCGAAAGUCAUUAAAAGGUGCGUGUCAUGCAGACGAAUUAAAUUAUUUGUUUUACGGACAAUUAUUCGGAUAUGCGCCAAAAACCAACUCUCCAGAAUCUAGAAUGUGUAAGACGAUGAGCAAGUUGUGGGCCAAUUUCGCUAAAACUGGGAAUCCAAAUUCGCCGGAUUCAAGUGUCACGUGGAAUAGUACGAGCGCGGAUGAUCCAAAAUAUUUGUCACUUGACGGCGAUAACACGUGUAUGGUUAACGAAUUGUUAUAUAGUUCCAGAGUUAAAUUUUGGGAUGAGAUAUCGGAGAUGGUUCGAUCUGAAUGAAAAACUGCCAUUCCUCAAAAUUGUAGCUAAGAUGUACAAAAUACAAUGUGUAUAGUGUUUUAUAAAAGAGUAAAAUAUUUAUUUUAUUUUGUUGAGGCUUACUGAAAUUGGGGAUACAAAUGUAAUAGAGCCAUAAUAUAUUUACAAUAAAAUCUUCAAAUACUGCUAAUAUAGCGUAAUUCGUAAUAAUGGUGUUUAAUUCAAUAGCAGCAAGGCCGUAUCUAAAAAAGGCCGUGUAUCUAAAAAAAUUUUU